UGCGCCUGAGAGGCGUAGAGCCUCUGUAAAGUUAAAGCAGAGGAAGAGGCAGCGGAGGCAUAGCAAAGUGAAGAAGAAGAAUUUAACGGUUCCCGGUUGUUGAACCGCUCCCGUCUCCACGGUGGCUUCCAAAUGGUUUUGGACCGUAUUGUACCACCAAUCAAGCGGUCAGCUGUUUCAUGAACUUCACCUAGCUAACGCACCGCGAUGUUUUUCCAACGAGUAGCUAACGUUAUGUGUUGACAGCUUACCUUCACAGCUUACCUCAGUAACUUACGGAUCAUUACUGCGACCAAAGACCCAGAGCGAUGGAGGAGGGCUCUGAGGUGAUGGAGGACAUUGUAUUUCGAGGAGUGGAGUUUUCUGUGAAGAUAGAGGUGGACAAGGGUUUGCUGAUAGUCGAAAUCUCUGACUCAGUGACAGCCGAUCAAUGGAGGGGGGACUUUGAUCCAGCAUACAUUGAGGACCUCACCCGCAAAACUGGCAACUUCAAGCAGUUCCCUAUUUUCUGCAGCAUGUUGGAAUCAGCUGUUAGAAAGAUGAGUGAUUCUGUUACACUUGACCUCUUGACCUAUGCUGACCUGGAGCUGCUACGUAACCGAAAAGCAGGAGUGGUUAGUCGUCCUCGCGGCCAUCAGCAGUCAUCUGUUCUCACUGCCAAAAGAUAUCUAAUCCUCAUAUACACUGUGGAGUUUGACAGGAUACACUACCCUUUACCCCUGCCCUAUGUGGGUAAGCCUGACCCGGCUGCCCUACAGAAGGAAGUCCGAGCUCUGAGGGCCGAGCUCAACACCGUCUCCUCUCAUGGAAUUAACAAAUCUGCAGAACUAGAAAUACAGCGGCUUCGAGCAGAGCUGGCUCUGGUCAAAGAAGAGAAGGAGUCCAUGGGCAAGGUUCUGGAGCGACUGCAGAUCAGCGGAAGUGGUCCCACAUCCGGACGAGAGGACUGGAGGGUCAGAGAUGUGGUGAGGACGCUGGAGGAGCAGCUUGUGAAGGAGAGGGCCAAAAGUCAACGCUCGGCGAGCAAGAGAUGCCAGGAGCAGCAACUCCUAAUGGAGCAGGUUGAGGAGCUGAGAGCAUCGGAGUGUGCUCUCCGUGUUCGUGUCAAGAAUCUCACCAGUGAACUGGCGUUGCUACGGAGAGGUAGAGUGACUCCUGUGGCCGGUCACAUUCGCUCUCGAGUUGAUGGGGAAAUCUAUCGCUCUCUCUCCCGCGAGAGGAGGUCCGGGUACGGGACAGUCAGGGCUCGCUCAGGAUCCAGAGAACGGAUGGAGGACAGAGGGCAAAGGUCAGAGGAAAGGGGAAGAAGAGCGGACUCCUCGGGACCACGUGCUCGCAUACCCAGGCCGUCACCUUCCCCCACUGGGUCCCGGGUAGAACGCUUUGACCCAACUGCUUACAUCCAGGACAGACAGCGCAGACAGAAAGAGGCAGAUGUCAAAAAACAAAGAAAGGUACGGAGGGACAUGCUGGCAUCACCUGUUGUCUCUGAGAGGGGCCGUUCACGUUCCAGAGAGGCCUAUCCUCAGAUGGCCCGUUCUGGCAGCAGAGGCAGGAGUUUAUCAGUGGAGCGGAGAGGGAGCAGGAACUCCUCUGAAAGCUCGUUAGUGGAUAUGGAUGAAAUGGCCAAAACUUUGUUCAGAGCAAGAAAACAGACUUACAAUGGACCCAGUGUGUCUAGAGGAGGCCUUUUGACCAGGAAGCCAUUAUGCAGUACUCCAACACACAGAAUGAAAGACAAAGAGAGCUCCAUGGAUACAGGUGCUGAGCUGUCAGAGAUUGAUGCCAGGCUCCUGGCACUUCAGGAGUACAUGAGGGACCUGGAUACAGGACACUGACAACCCGCUGCUCGAGACACUCGUGAAUAUGUUACCUGACAACUGCACAGCUUGGAGCUGCUUUUUUUUUAUUUAUUUUUUUUUACUGUGGACAGACUAAGAAGCUUCAAACUUGACCAACUGUUGUACUGUACUCUAUGUGUUCAUGUAGGAGACUAAAAACUCCAUCUGGAGGGUCAGACUUCCAGGAUUUCAGGAAACGGAAGGACUACUUUUCGCGGACUGAAAUAAUUUUUUUAAUAUACCAAGUUUUUAUUAAUUAACUUAAAAGAUGACUGUGUCUGAGUUGUCGCGUUAUCAUUUCUUUUUUACACCUCACCAAACCCUCUAAGCUAGUUACAUGGACAUAAAAUUUGGCAGUACCUCAGUCCAGAAAUAAUUUAAUUUUAUCCUUCACUUGCUUGUUGGUGUUUUUUCUUUUUUAGUUGGUUAUGUGAGAGCACAUCACUUGUUUUAUUUGUUGUGGAGUUUUCUCCCUGUGAGUGUGUGUAUCAUCUUUUCCUUUCUAAACACAAGUCAAGCAACUAUUUUAAACUGAAAUGCGAUCCACAUGUUAACCAUAUAUUGUUAAACCUUUGAUGGACUGUUGUCUCUUCUGCCCAGUGCAUGUUGGGAUACACUCCUGUACCCUGAAAGACAAUACGCAAGUAGAGGACAUGACUGGCUAAAUGCAUGUCAUCAUAAUCAGAGCUGGUGGUUAAAUGCCAUUUCACAUUUCCAAUCCAUAUGUUCAAAUGUGUUCUCUUUCCUGCUCGACUUUAAACUCAACGUUUCCAGUGCAUUUUAAGCAUUAUAGUUGAUACAGUUGAUCUACAUAAUGCAUUAAAAUCUAACAAUUUCUACUGUUUAAACAGAAGUGGAACCAAUUUCUCUUUUGAGGUUGUACUGUAUCCCAAACUCAAGCAUAAAAGCUAUUUAUCUUGGAUAACAUUUGUGUAAGGGAACAAUGCUUAUCAUCUAAGAUAAAUUGGACAGACUAAGGAUAUUUGUAUGUAUGUUUACACAAAUCCAAACCACUUUCAUGGUGAUUGUGCAUUAAAAGUUCAUGAACACCGACACCGUUUUUAUAAUAGUAAAACUGCCAACUUUUGUAUGAACUGCUGUAUCUACAUGUGCACAAAGACUGUUACUCAAUUUUUU
Messenger RNA from Sander lucioperca (pikeperch), 2978 nucleotides. RefSeq names its product coiled-coil domain containing 61 (gene ccdc61). Bases 309 to 1838 code for a protein of 509 amino acids. Gene Ontology annotation, cellular component: centrosome. The transcript has 13 exons. The record is from RefSeq and is a predicted model, not a curated record. NCBI's taxonomy places the organism in Eukaryota, Metazoa, Chordata, Actinopteri, Perciformes, Percidae.